Clupea harengus (Atlantic herring) is the source of this 5738-nucleotide messenger RNA. RefSeq names its product ANTXR cell adhesion molecule 1c (gene antxr1c). NCBI's taxonomy places the organism in Eukaryota, Metazoa, Chordata, Actinopteri, Clupeiformes, Clupeidae. The transcript is spliced from 16 exons. Gene Ontology annotation, molecular function: transmembrane signaling receptor activity. The record is from RefSeq and is a predicted model, not a curated record. Gene Ontology annotation, cellular component: plasma membrane; cell surface.
UUUCUAUUUUAAAGUGUGCUGUACAAAUAAAAUCCAUUAUUAUUUAUUUAUUAGAUGAUCGUCUCGGUGAUGCCAGGUGAUAGAUCGGAACCAGCUCAGAUUAUCGUCUCGGUGAUGUCCAGUGAUCCAUCAGAACCAGCUUCCUGUCAGAUGAUUGGACCAGGUAAACAGCCGAACAAUGAAAGCAGGAGUAAAACGGCUGAAAUGACUGUAAUGGACAGGAAUAGUUCCCUCUGCGCAGAUGUUUGCAUAUGUACUUUGGUGAACUACGGUAUGAAAGAUGGUGCAGCUAACAUAAGAAUGUAAGUUAUUGGAGAAGUUUUUUUGCGUCAGAAACACUCGAACGGGAACAGGGAUUUGACCUAAUUUUCCUUUUCCCUUUUUUUAAGCAAGAAAUAUGAAACCAGGUCGCCUUUGGCUACGUCCACCCCUUCACGACCAUUUCGCCGAACGCUAACACGCUCCUUCUCCACCAGUAGUUCUUUAUGUCGUCCUCUUUUUCACAGCAAAAAAGACGGAAGGGUUUAUUUUAUCACAACGGACGCGCGAAGUCUCAAGCGGCACGUUUCCCUCCACUGGCCAUGCUUUACAAGUUAAAAUGAUUGGAUAAACAUAUCCACUUUUUCACUAAAGGGUUUACGUCGUUUUUUUUAUUGUUACUCCUGUGAAUCUAUUUUCUGUCCAGAGUUUUCCACACAACAACGACAUAGAAGACUCUUACGAUUUUUUUAAAAGUAACUUUACGCACGGCAGGCAGUGGAGUGUGUGUGUGUGUGUGUGUUUUUUUUUUAUCCUGUAUGUGUUCGCGUCCGAUCGCUCUCCUGAUGCGCCAACAUCCAGCGGCUACAGCUGCCCGCUGACUGCCCUUUUGUUUUUCUCCGUCCAGAGGUGCAGCGUCUAGAGAGGACUUAACGCAUCCCAACGCGGUCCGCUCCGCUCCGGGGAGAAUGUGAAGCGCUGCUCGCAACCAGGGGGAAAUUAGCACAAGUUUUGGAAGAGGAAAAAAAGAAGAAGAGAAUGGCGAGGCUUUUGAGGAAAGCAUCUCUCGUUCUUGUUCUUCUCGGGGUCUUUAUGUUCACUUUCGCAGCUGUGGAAGCGGAGCCCGAAGUUCAAGAAGAGGAGGAAGAGGAGGAGAGGUCGUGCCAAGGCGCUUUCGACUUGUAUUUUGUUCUUGACAAGUCUGGCAGCGUUAAGAACCACUGGAUCGAGAUUUACUCCUUCGUGGAACAUUUGGCAGAGAAAUUCAUCAGCCCCUUGUUGAGAAUGUCCUUCAUCGUAUUCUCAUCCCGAGGAAACACCAUCAUGUCGCUCACUGAGAACAGGGUGGAGAUUAGGAAAGGCUUGAACAUGCUGAGGAGAGAGAUUCCUGGAGGCGACACGUUUAUGCACCUCGGCCUGGAAAGGGCCAAUGAACAAAUCCUCAAAGAAAACUUUGGUACGGCGAGUGUCAUCAUCGCACUUACGGACGGCGAGUUGAAUGAACAGCAGCUAUACGCCGCUCAGCAUGAGGCGGCCAAAGCACGAUCUCUGGGAGCCAUUGUGUACUGUGUUGGGGUGAAGGACUUCAACGAGACUCAGCUGGCCACCGUUGCUGAUACCAUAGAGCAUGUCUUUCCUGUGAUGGGAGGAUUUCAGGCACUCAGAGGCAUGAUCGACUCUAUCAUCAAGAAGUCCUGCAUCGAGAUCCUUGCAGUCGAGCCCUCCAGUGUGUGUGCUGGAGAGUCGUUCCAAGUGGUCGUCCAGGGCAACGGCUUCUUGCACGCCCGGAACACUGACCAAGUGCUCUGCAGUUUCAAAAUGAAUGAUACAGUCACAAUCAAUGAGAAACCAGCGGAGAUAAAGGACACGUACCUCCUGUGUCCAGCUCCGGUCAUCGACGAGGUCGGCAAGUAAGUCACUCUCCUUCUCUCUCUCCAUCUCUCUCUCACUCUCUCUCCCUCUCUCCCUCUCUCCCUCUCUCUGUAGUUCGAUGGCACCAUUCUGUUGAUCACGCUGCUGGUGUUGUUCCUGUUGUUGGCCAUGCUCUUUAUGUGGUGGUUCUGGCCGCUCUGCUGCACUGUGGUGAUUAGGGAGCCCCCCCCUCCUCCCCCUCCUGAACCGGAAUCUGACGAUGAGGACGGUCUACCGAAGAAGAAGUGGCCCACCGUGGAUGCAUCGUACUACGGAGGGAGAGGAGUGGGCGGAAUCAAAAGAAUGGAGGUGCGUUGGGGAGGGAAGGGUUCGACUGAAGAGGGCGCUAAACUGGAGAAGCCCAAGAAUGCCGUGGUGAAGAUGCCGGACCAAGAGUUCGAGCCCUUUGAACCCAAACCCAAGAAACACUCCAACAGGAAGUCUGCUCAGGGCAGAAAGUGGUACACGCCCAUCCAGGGCAAACUAGAUGCCAUCUGGGCGCUGUUUCGCCGUGGUUACGACCAGGUCUCUCUCAUGCGACCACAACCUGGCGAUCAUGGUCGCUGCAUCAAUUUCACCCGUGUGAAGGAGGAAGCAGCCAAGGCUCCGCCCACCAGGCCAAUACACACGCCCCCUGCGCCGGAUCACCAACCUCUGAUUCGCCAGGCCAGCCCCCCGCCCCCGCAGAGCCCGCCUCCACAGAGCCCGCCUCCUCCGCAGAGCCCCCCCCCCAGGGGCCCGCCUCAAAGCCAGCUGCCUCCUGGUCCCCCCCCCUCACGCACCCCCCCCGGACCCCCGGGCCCCCCUCCCAUGCGCGCCCCGCCCAGCCUCGACCCCAGACACUGAGAGAGAGAGAGAGAGAGAGAGAGUGGCCCCCACCCCCACCACAGCCACCCCCCAGCGAGGAUCCUCAUGAUAUGUCAUAGCCAUACACACACACAGACACACACACACACACACACAGUGUUUAUGUCAUGUCAUGAAAUAGAACUAUCACCUUUUAUUUAUGAGUUGGGGGGGGUAGAUAGCUGGGGGUGUAGGUAGAUAGAUGGGGGGGGGUGGGGGGGUGUAGGUACAUAGCGGGUAGGAAGUGCUUUGUUGCUGGGCAGCAAAAAUUUAAAAUGUUAUUUUAGAAAUUAACAAAAAAAAUUAUGACAAAAAUAAACAAAGGGGAAGUAACGGAUGAAAACAUGUCAUAAACAUUAUUUACAGUGGACUACUGAGAUUCUGAAGAGCAGUCAGGGCCUGUUAAUGCAAAGUAAACAUAUAGCCAUAAAUAGCCAUAAACAUUAUUUACACCCCUUGCUCUGCCAUUAGCAGGCUGACGGACUCACGUUCUGGUCCUGGCAUUUAGCUCGUAUACGCAGUAAGAGUUUGACAUUGGAAUAUGACGUAGAGUCAGAGAUCGAAAUGAUUGGAUGCUUAGUAAAGUCCGCUGUGUUAGCCAAUAGCCCGAGCUCUGUGUUAGCCAUUAGCCUUAGCUCAGAGCUCUGUUAGCCAAUAGCCCGAGCUCUGAGCUGUGUUAGCCAAUAGCCUGAGCUCUGAGCUCUGUGUUAGCCAAUAGCCUAAGCGCUGAGCUGUGUUAGCCAAUAGCCUGAGCUCAGAGCUCUGUGUUAGCCAAUAGCCCCAGCUCAGAGCUCUGUGUUAGCCAAUAGCCUGAGCGCUAAGCUCUGUCUUAGCCAAUAGCCUGAGCGCUGUGUGGGUUUAAAAUUGCACCAAAGUGGGGGAUUUAGGGGGCUUUUACAUGUGGGCUGAAUGUAUGUGGGAUGAACGUUGGGGUGUUUAUGGGUGAAAGAUAAUAAAAGUGAAGGCUACAGUGGUGGGCAUAGUCAUAUUGUCAUGUUUAUGAAAGAGACUUCAGACUGAAAACUCUGUCUGUUUGUAGAGUUUGUGUGUGUGUGUGUUUGUAGUUUGUGUGUGUGUGUGGAUGUGAAUGAAAAGGUGCAAUGAUAGAGGCUAAAGGUAUGGUGUCUGACUUGAAGUGUGUGAGUUGUGGUCGGUCAGAAAUGUCCGUUCUGUUUAAAGUCUUCUUGCCUCUGUAACCCCUGUGGCAAGUCAAGACGUCCGCUUAUGCGUACGACACCUUUCUCAAUACUCUCUCAAUGCCUUCAGACACCAAGCAUAAGAACCGUAAAACAUCUUUUCUCAAAAGUAUACAAAUGUACUUUUUUUCCCCAUAUUUGUCUUUUUUUUGUUUGUUUAUUUCUUACCUUGUUUUUAUGAUAAACACGAAUGAAAAUGCUCAAAUCAGUACACAGUCAGGUCAGUUUUUGUCAUUGCAGAUUUCCACUCUCUACUGGACUCUUUGUUUGUCUGUUUCUUUGUUUGUUUGUUUGGUUUUUUGCAUUUUGUUUGUUUAUUUGGGUUUUGUUUCCGAUGAGGGCUUCCGUAACCCAGGGCAACUGCAGGGCAGUUUUUCAGGAGCUAAUUUAUUUUCCCCAGCUGGCCGGAGAGGAGAGAGCAGGAGUACGACAAGGCGUCCGCACGACGCUGUGCAUUUACCACACACACACACACACAUGCAUACCAAGGCGUCCGCUGAGCUAGCACGACGCUGAGUUAGCACGACGCUGAGUUAGCGCGAUGCUAAGUUAGCACGACGCUGAGUUAGCACGACGCUGAGUUAGCACGACGCUGUGCAUUUACCAAACACACACACACACACACACACACACACACAGAAAUACACAUCACUGAAACCUAGAUAAUACUAGAUAAUCCUUUUACCUUCUGGAAACAUCAAAUAUGAGUUUUGUACCUUUUUAUUACUAUGAUUAUUUUGUUUUGUUUUGUUUAUCACAUCAGAUAUGGUCUAAGUGUAGUCAUGUGUUUGAUCAUACUCUUGCAGUCUUUUAGUACGAUGAACAGUCGAGUGUUUCAGUUACCCCCCCCCCCUUCAGUUCUGUGACCAUCAUUUCCCUCCAUCAACCACAUUCAGUUGGCUUGAAACUCCAUGUUAAUUGGCCUUACUGUCACAGACAAACAGGCCAGGGUGAGCUGGAGUGGUGGCCAUGUCUCAAAGCUCAAUAUCCAAUCAAUGCCUGUUUUCCUCGAUGAACACACACACAUACACAUACACACACACCUACAGAGAACUUGUUUGGUGUUUGACGUGUGUUUGCCCAAGAAUAAACUUGUGGGAGAGGAAAAUAGGGGGAAUGAGGUAUUAGCUACCGGGCCGCUCAAUGCUAGCUCAAUGCUUGCUCUUGUUCUCUGUAUUACCAUCAGUAUUGAAUGAGGUAUUAGCUAACGGCCACUCAAUGCUAGCUCAAUGCUAGCUCUCAUUCUCUGUAUUACCAUCAGUACUGAAUGAGGUAUUAGCUACCGGGCCACUCAAUGCUAGCUCUUGUUCUCUGUAUUACCAUCAGUACUGAAUGAGGUAUUAGCUACCGGGCCACUCAAUGCUAGCUCAAUGCUAGCUCUUGUUCUCUGUAUUACCAUCAGUAUUGAAUGAGGUAUUAGCUACCGGCCACUCAAUGCUAGCUCAAUGCUAGCUCUCAUUCUCUGUAUUACCAUCAGUACUGAAUGAGGUAUUAGCUACCGGGCCACUCAAUGCUAGCUCUUGUUCUCUGUAUUACCAUCAGUACUGAAUGAGGUAUUAGCUACCGGGCCACUCAAUGCUAGCUCAAUGCUAGCUCUUGUUCUCUGUAUUACCAUCAGUACUGAAUGAGGUAUUAGCUACCGGGCCACUCAAUACUAGCUCAAUGCUAGCUCUAUGCUAGCUCAAUACUAGCUCAAUGCUAGCUCUUGUUCUCUGUAUUACCAUCAGUACUGACGCAAAUAGCCGAAGAUGCAUUAAAAGUGUUUUUACAGUAUAAAUAAAGGUGAACUCCAAGCUUCUUGCCUGA